AUAACAGGAUGUCUAAAAAGGUCAAGCAGCUCGCUAAGGGACUAGCGCGGAGAGCCUCCAUUUUUGGUAGAAAGGAGGACUUAGUGUUCCAGGGCACUAGUUCAAGCUCGAGCAGGCGUAGAGCUUUGUUGGAGCAUGUUCCAGAGUUGCAGGGUCAGGCAGUCGGCGUACAGAGGAAUGAGGAUGAGCCUGAAGAUGAGGAAGAGACAGAGGAGUGGAGACAAGUGGAAGAUGAGGAAGAGACAGGGUGGGGUGAAUGGCCCAAUGAUGGAGGGUCGGGAGUUGGGGGAGCUAGUGGGUCAAGGGAAGGAGAAGCUGGUGUUUCAGGUGGAGGUUCUGGAAGCGGGGGAGUUGGAGGGUCUUCACGGGUCCGGAAGCCGCGGAAGACUAGUUGGGUCCCCCCUCCUAAAGAACCAGUUAACAAGGUUGAGAUAAUCCCGAGUGGAGAUGGGGCUUGGCUGGAUAGUAGUUUCACCGGCAAAGAUCGUGUAAGGCAAGUAAAUAAAGUGUUGGGCAAUAUCUGUCGUAUGAGAUGGCCUGGAUUGGUGAUUGAGAAUGGUAUUGAGGUCCCUGUCACAAGAUGGGAUCAAUACGGCCUUGCGGUUAACGCGCAACAUGGGAAUGCGCAAGGUGCAGUUUGGCACGACUUCUGGGUAUGUUUAUCUAUCUUCUUGCGAAGUUAUCAGCUCAAUGAUUGAUUCAUAUUAUGGAUUCUUGACUAUGUUUCUUUUUCAGAAAUAUUAUAAGUUGCCUGAUGGAGAUACUCAU
Messenger RNA from Zea mays, 768 nucleotides. RefSeq lists its product as uncharacterized. The coding region runs from base 9 to 698 and encodes 229 amino acids. NCBI's taxonomy places the organism in Eukaryota, Viridiplantae, Streptophyta, Magnoliopsida, Poales, Poaceae. Gene Ontology annotation, biological process: transposition. The transcript has 3 exons. The record is from RefSeq and is a predicted model, not a curated record.